AUGGCGGAUGAGCCUCGCCAUGAAAUUCUCAGGAGUCACUACACUCACCGAGAUCUGAAGCCGGAGAACUUCAUUUUCACCACCAAGGAGGGUUCAAAGACACGGAAGUUCCCAGUGUUGACUACAAAAGCCGGCACUCCUUACUAUGUGGCCCCCCAGGUCCUUGCUGGCAAAUAUGAUCACAUGGCCGACAUGUGGAGCCUGGGUGUGAUCAUGUACGUCAUGCUGUGUGGUUAUCCUCCCUUCUAUGGUGAGUCGGACCAGGAAGUUCUUGACGAGGUCCGUCAAGGAAAGGUGAAGUUUCAGGCAGCAGAUUGGAAGAAUGUUUCUGAAGAUGCCAAAGCGCUGAUCAAGAACCUCUUGCAGAUGAACCCCAAGGACAGAUACUCUGCCGAGCAAGCGUUGAACGAUGUGUGGAUCAAAGAAAAGGCCCCGAAGGCCAAAGAUGUCAACCUGCAGGACGGUUUCGUCGACAAGCUGCGUGGAUUCCUGUCGCAGAACAAGUUGAAGAAAGCAGCCUUGCAGGUGAUUGCAAGCAGUCUUGAUGACAAGCAGAUCCAGGCCUUGAGAGAGACUUUCCAAGCGCUAGAUGAGAACGGAGAUGGGCUGCUAACUGCAGCCGAACUUAAAGCAGGCUUGGAGAAGGGUGGCUUGAAGGACAUUCCAGGCGACCUUCAGGAGAUCAUGAGGAGCAUCGAUGCAGAUGGAAGCGGGGUCAUCGAUUACACGGAGUUCCUUGCGGCCACUCUGGACAGGAAGCACUUCAUUGAGGAAGAUGCUUGUUGGCAAGCUUUCCGCGUUUUCGAUCGCGAUGGCAAUGGUACCAUCAGCCAGAAAGAGCUCGCGGAGGUCUUGGCCAGUGAUGACGUUGCAGGCAAGUUUCACAAGGAGACUCAGGAUUUGAUGAAGAUGGUGGAUACAAAUGGGGAUGGUGAAAUCGACUUCCAGGAGUUUAUGCAAAUGAUGAGGAGCUGA
This is a messenger RNA of Durusdinium trenchii, 975 nucleotides long. The record is from the annotation of a GenBank genome assembly. NCBI's taxonomy places the organism in Eukaryota, Dinophyceae, Suessiales, Symbiodiniaceae.